AUGAAGCAUCAGAGAGAGCACCUUGCAAAAGAACAUGAAGUAAAGGGCGAGCCAUCACUUCAUCGUGUCAAUUCAAUUGAUUAUGCCAAUUGUGCACCUUGGGAAUGGAUGCACCUAUUCCUUGAAAACAUCAUUCCACAACUUGUUGACCUCUGGCAGGGUGUUACAAGAUGUUGGAUGUUGGCAUUUGUACACUCCCAACUGCACAUGUGUGGACCUGCUUGGGUCCACUGGACAUUCUACAUUGAGCGGUAUUGCCUGCACCUCAGGACUGGUCUCCAUUCAAGAUGGCAUCCAUGGAGUGGCCUUUCCCGUGUGGUGUUGUACACUGCAUACCUUAGUCAACUCAGUGUUAAGUUUGACCUCCAAGAUGAACUCAAAGACCUCAAUCACUGCUGCGGACAACAAGAACUAGAGAACGAACAAUCAUUUGAAAACUUGCACUUACCAUCUGUGAUGCCUCUGUGGGGCAAAAUGCAGAUAAUUGGUGGGGGUGACUCAAUCAGGACCAAAUAUGCUCUGAUGGGUAUGAGUAAUGCAAAGUAUUGUGACAACUUGUUUUUUGAAGUCUUGUAUUCCGAUGCAGGAGAAUCACAACCCAUCAAUGUGAUUAGUUAUGGCCGGCUGGAUAAGAUUUUGAUUUGUGAACUUGGCGAACACAAAAUUUACAGCUUCCUUCGCAAUACAACACUCAUCCUUGCACUCAUAACACCAUGCAACGCCGAUGGAACAGAUGCAUCAAUAUCCUUAGUUGGAUACAAAGAGUUUGUCUCACCAGUAGUUACGGAUGUGCGAAACAUCAAGGCAGUUGUUGGCCGGGUACAGACAUGA
Molecule: messenger RNA, 831 nt
Organism: Suillus bovinus
Lineage: Eukaryota; Fungi; Basidiomycota; Agaricomycetes; Boletales; Suillaceae
Exons: 4
Coding region: 1-831 (276 amino acids)
Source: RefSeq, a predicted model, not a curated record